AUGGCUGGUGACUUUAACUGCGUGUCGAUGACUUGGGAUGACUAUGAGCAUGGCGAGUCGUCGACGGCAAUAUUACUGCGGGAUACCGCAUCUCAGAUCAGCCUCGAGUGGGCACGACCUUCUAACCAUGGACCGACGCGGAUCAGUCCUAAUCCAAACCAGAGAUCCAACGUCUUGGAUCUUGUAUUCUUAGCUCCAUCUGAGAUCUUAAUCUCGAUGCCCAGAUUGGAGCACGAUCUCCAGGGUCUGUCAGAUCAUGUCCUGAUCUGCACAGAUCUUGAUAUCGGUCCUGAACCGCCCGGAUCUGGGCGACGGACAAUUAAACCCAGAAGCGAGGCUGAGAAGUCUUUCAUUUCGGAUAUUCUCCGGGAUCUUGCGGCUAUCCCUGUCGCAGCCCCGGCAACCAAGGAAGGCGUUGAAGCUUUAGCUGAUGCUAUCGCGACAGCGUUCUCGGACGCAUGGCUUGCCCAUUCGACCGAGUCCAAACCUACCAAGCGCUCCAAGUCCUGGUGGACGGAUGAGUGCUCGGAGACCUUCGGAGUAUAUCAGCUGAGCCGCUCACUCGCUGAUUACAACAAGUUCAAGAAGGCGUGUAAGGACGCCAAGUGUGAUUUCUUUGAUGAACACAUCACAGAAAUCGCUACCUCUCGCAAGCGCCCAUGGGACCUGAUGGAAUGGGUCAAACAGCGCAAGCUACCACCCUGUGAGGCUAUUCGCAAUGGCGAACAGCCUUGCCACGAUAUGGACGACCUUUGGGACGCCCUUCACGGCACAUACAACUCAGCCUCGGGUCGUGAGUAUGACACCUCAGUCUUAGAUGAGCUUCCCGAUGAGCCAGUCCGUGAGUGGGCUGACUUCUCAGAGCAUGAGUUGUUGAGUGCCCUUAAGGGGUGCUCCAACUCCUCUGCACCAGGACCGGACCAUAUCACAUGGGUCCACCUAAAGGAGCUGCUCAAGGAUAAACACGUCCUUGCGCUUUUCAUCGUGUUGGCCAACGCUUGCCUUCGGGUGGGUCAUUGGCUGCAUAUAUUCAAGGAGUCGCUAUCGGUUAUCAUUCCGAAGCCGAAUAAGCCCUCCUAUGCUGUACCGAAGGCCUUCAGGCCGAUCGUACUCCUCAUCACUUUUGGUAAACUUAUCGAAAAGAUGAUUGCCAAUAGGAUACAGUUUGACGCGGUCAAGCAUGAUAUCUUCCAUCCCAACCAACUUGGCGGCAUCCACCAAAGGUCAACUGAGGAUGCUGGAUUGAUUCUGACCCAUCUCGUGCGAGCGGGGUGGGUUAAGGGUCUCCAGACUAGCGCGCUGGCUUUUGACAUCGCGCAGUUCUUCCCUUCUAUCAACCAUGAAAUGUUCAUGGCUGUACUUCGUAAGCAAGGGUUCUCGCCGGUUCUGGCGGAGUUCUUUGCCUCCUAUCUUGUUGGUCGUUCCACAGUUUACUGCUGGAACGCCUUCCAAUCCGACUCGCGGUCUGCGGACAUGGGUGUCGGGCAGGGCUCAGCUCUCUCGCCUGUUAUCUCUGGGCUGUUCAUUGCUCUGGUAAUGAAGCUCUUCUACAUCAAAGCGGCACCGCUUAACAUGACACUGCUUUCCUUUGUGGAUGACGGAACCAUUCUGGCCCAAUCCAAAAACAACUCGAUGAUAAUAAUGUGGGCCUGCACUGAGUUGUUUCACUUUUCGUGUCGACGAGAUGCCUACAAUCCCUCACUGGACCUGGGGUACGCCCCUCAUACCAGUGCAACACCUUUGAAGCCCAAGACCUAUUGGAGGUACCUGGGCUUCUACUUUGACCGCAGGCUCACAUUUCAUGAGCAUGUCCGCUACUAUGCCACCAAGGCGUUCACCACUGUGCAGGCCAUGCGCAUGCUCGGAAACUCUACUAGAGGUCUGUCGCCUAAACGGCGGCGCCUCCUCUACAGAUCCGCUCACAAUAGAGGCGCCAUGAACCAGCUAAAAUGGAUGCAGCGCAAAGCUGCUCUAUGGAUCAUGGGUGCUUUUCGCACCUCCCCCACAGGCAGUCUUGAGGCCUUGGCAGGUCUCAUCCCUGUCCACCUUAUGCUGAAGAAGUUGGCAACGCGCGCAGUGUACUGUGUUGCCACCCUCUUGGACACCCACCCCCUUUGCUCUAUGAUGGGCGAGGGACUCCUUAAGUGA
Molecule: messenger RNA, 2148 nt
Organism: Cyclocybe aegerita
Lineage: Eukaryota; Fungi; Basidiomycota; Agaricomycetes; Agaricales; Hemipholiotaceae
Source: the annotation of a GenBank genome assembly